AGAAUAUGAUGUUUUUGAGGUCCUUCACUGGAGAAGGAAACAAGAACGCAGUCUCCGCCAAUGAAAGGAGAAGAAGUACCACAGAGUGUAGGCAGGUUGCCAAGUGAGCUCGGCAGCGUGACGGAGCUGCAUUGAGUUUCUUUAAUGAAAGCCAGGAAAGAACACAUUACACAGUGUUUCUUCAGAGAGCUAAGCUAGCCUCCAGUGAUUGAAAUCAAUAAAAACAGUCGGCAAGAGGCCCAAGUGGGGGGAGAACCAAAUCUACACUCCAGCACUCAGUUUGCUUGCUACUUUCCCCCCUUUCUUCAGAAGUUAAAUUUGAAAAACUACACGCUACUCCUUGCAGGACUCUAAAGGUUUUUUUAAAAUUAUUUUUGGUCCAGGGGCCUGGCGAGUGGACAGCCGCUUUAAGCUUCCUUCCAACUCACCCCCUCCAUUCUCUUUUACAGCGUGGGCAGCAAUGAAAGGAUUGUUUUGAACGUGAAACCUGCUGAGAAGGACAUCUCCGGACAAGUGCCAGAUCUUACGCCUUGGGGGUGGGGGUGGGGGGCAGAGAGGAUGAAGCCUGUAACAGAAAAAUGUGUAAAAAAAUGAAGGAGGAAGUAAAACAUGGAAUUUUAUUCAGAAGAAAGCUCUCUGUCUGGAUAGCAUGUCAGCUGCUGUUGUGGCGAAUUCUGAAGAGACAGCCUUGAAGGGGGGUGAUUCCAUACUAAAGCAGAAAAACCUGAGAAUUCAUGUUCAGUUAAGAAUUCAGGACCAAUCUCGGGAGGGAAUACUUCUUCCAAGCAUCUUAAAAAGCAGAGACAUCACCUUGCCGACAAAGGUCCGUAUAGUUAAAGCUAUGGUUUUCCCAGUAGUGAUGUAUGGAAGUGAGAGCUGGACCAUAAAGAAGGCUGAUCACCGAAGAAUUGAUGCUUUUGAAUUAUGGUGCUGGAGGAGACUGUUGAGAGUCCCAUGGACUGCAAGAAGAUCAAACCUAUCCAUUCUUAAGGAAAUCAGCCCUGAGUGCUCCCUGGAAGGACAGAUCGUGAAGCUGAGGCUCCAAUACUUUGGCCACCUCAUGAGAAGAGAAGAAUCCUUGUAAAAGACCCUGAUGUUGGGAAAGAUUGAGGGCACUAGGAGAAGGGGACGACAGAGGACAAGAUGGUUGGACAGUGUUCUUGAAGCUACGAACAUGAGUUUGACCAAACUGCAGGAGGCAGUGCAAGACAGGAGUGCUUGGCGUGCUAUGGUCCAUGGGGUCACGAAGAGUCAGACACGACUAAACGACUAAACAACAACAACACUUCUUCCAAGAUGGUCCAUAUAUGUCACAGGCAGCACCAUGUAAAACAUCUGCAAACCUGUGCCUCUUGUACUCUGGUCACAUAUUUCAUGUACAUCUAUUCAUUAGUUAACAUAUUUAUACUCCAUCUUUCCAUUAAAAAUGAUCACAGCAAUAAUUAAAAAUAAAUUGUUUAUUUAUAUGCAAUCACAUGCAAAAUGUAAGACUUUAAAACAAUGUGCUAAGAGCUCACACCACAACCAACCCACAUAAUCCUUCUUACUUGGGCAUAAUUUACUUGGGCUGAAGGAGGUAUUAUUUCUCAGAUCACAGUGUUUUUAGCAUUCUUUAAUUGUACAGACUUCCUGUCCAAAAAGACAAAACAAAAUCAGGAAACAGAAGUGCCACCAACCAAAAGAUCAUAAGGGGCUGUCAGGGAGUUGUUGCGGCUACUCCCGAGUAAAGACGCUCCAGUCUGUUGUGUCUUUAAAGGUUUUAUUGUGCAUACUAUUUAGAGUGCAGAGAUAGCAAAAAACAUGACCUCCUAGUCACUCUCAGAACCCAGCAAUGGCGCCCAUCGGCUUCGGGGCCAACAUAAUAACCUGGGCACCCCAAAACGUCGCCCUUUCACCCUGCGUUUGGGCGCGUGCCUCAAUUUGGGCGCCGGAAGGAGUGGUGCCCCUACUUCCCCUGGCUGCCUGGGGCAGUGCCUGGGACCCGACUUCUCCCUGAGCCGCCCCCCCCUCCACUUGUUGGUUCCUUCCUCCAUUCCGCUUCCCCCUGACCCGCUGCUAGUGCUGUCGCUGGGCGAAGUGCUGGUCAGGAUCAUGGGGGGAGGCUCCCUGUAGGGAGUCCCCCUGACAGGGGCCUAACCUUUUUAGUGGUGUGAGAUACUAGUUAAUAUCCUGUAUGUUAGAAUGUGCCUAUAAAUCAAAACCUUCAUCAACUCCCUGCCUUUUGCUCUUAAUACUCACAAGAUAAGAAAAAGGAAAGGAAGCUUUUGCUUUUGAUUAGUUUGGAAACACAAUGCUUGGUGUUUCUCAAGUGGCUCCCCUUCUACAUUUGUGAAUACACUAUUGCAACAUUUUGAGCCAUGCACUGAUUCCCUGCCUCCAGGCAUGUUUUGAAGCAAAAUGUAUGCAAUUUGCCAUUUUGUCCUAGGUUUGACAUUGCCCUGCAAAUCAGGAUUGGAAACAAGGGUCACACUAGGCAGGGCUGAAUGCAAGGCUGAAUGACUCCAAGGCCUUAACUCCUUGUUCACAACCACCAGGCCAUGGUUUUGAAUUACAUCUGAACCACUAUGCUGUGUUGGAACAAUUGCAUAAUCGCUCAAAUUGAUAUAUUACUUAAAUAACAAAGUCCAUCUUAUUCUCCCCUUCGACUUCAAUCACAUAUGACAUUGUUAACCUGAUGUAUUAGGGAUUAUUAGAUAUCAAAGCUUUCUGAUUCUAUGAACAAGAUUCAAUAUUUAUUUUUUUAAAUUACAUGAAGAAAUUAAAUAUGUUCUCUCUUUUAUUUAACAUUCUUUCUUUCUGUUCUGCACCCAGGAAGCAGACUGUGCUAGAGGGCAAAUUUGAGUGAUUUGCUACAGCUAGAAAAUCUAGGAAUACUCAGCCCCAUCCCACCCAAAUCUCUCAGAACCAUCUAAACUAGAAGGCAGCAAUUGAUAUUAAUAGGAAGUUGGGGGGUGAGGGGACUUCGCUUAAGUGCCUGUGCAGUCCAUUUAUUUAUGUAAUCAUAUCUUUCCAGAAACUAAACAUUUCACAAAUUCUGAAUAUCACCUGGACUGUUUUGUUUUCACACUCAAAUAAUAAUAAUAAUAAUAAUAAUAAUAAUAAUAAUAAUAAUAAUCAGUUUUGUAAGAAGCAUGGAAUUCUACAUUUUGUUGUAGUUGUUGUUUAGUCGUUUCCAACUCUUCGUGACCCCAUAGACCAUAGCACGCCAGGCACUCCUGUCUUGCACUGCCUCCCGCAGUUUGGUCAAACUCAUGUUCGUAGCUUCGAGAACACUGUCCAACCAUCUGUCGUGCUGGAAUAUCAUCACUUCCACUGGCCUUGUUAUUAGCAGUGCUUUCUAAGGCCCAUUUGACUUCACUCUCCAAGAUGUCUGGCUCAAGGUCAGCAACCACACUACCUGGGGUGUACGAGACCUCCAUAUCUUUCUGGUACAAUUCCUCUGUGUAUUCUUGCCACCUCUUCUUGAUGUCUUCUGCUGAUUCUACAUUUUAAGUAACCUAUUUGACUCAAGUAUUUAGAUGAUGGGGGAGAAACCCCAAUGAAUCAGAAUAUUUACAGUUCAACACCUUAAUCCCAUAAAUUAAAGAGAGCAUGGAUAAAGAAAAAAUAUUAAAAUGGAGCAAAAGUCUUUGAGAUGUUAUUAGACCGGAGGGCGGGGGAGUGCGCGCCCGUGCGCAUGCGCACACGCACACGGUCGGGAAAAAACCGCUGAAAAUCGCUUGUGCGCAUGGGCCUCCCCCGACCUGGAAGUGCAUCGGAAAUGACCUCUUCUGGGUCGGGAGAGGCCCAUACGCAUGCGCACAAAGGAUUUUUGGCGAUUUUUGGGCGAUUUUUAAGAUCGUCGCCGCGCGCCGUAAGAGCGGGCGGCAGCAGCGGGCAGCGGGGGUUGUCGCGGGCCGGAUUGGGAGGCCGAUUGGGCCGCAUCCGGCCCGGGGGCCGUAGUUUGGGGACCCCUGUAUUAGACAAUUCAUGCAAAAAAAAUGCAAUAUGUUCAACACGAAACAAGCAACUUCAUUAAAAAUAUUCUUUGCUCUGAAAUCCAAGCAAUUUUAAUGCAUUUUACAUGUAAAUCUAACAUUGUUGUUGUAGGAUUCGCAAAUGAACGGAAACUAAUUGUAACCAUCCUUGCACAUUUCCAAGGCAUUUAAAACAAUUACCACUCUUUUUGUAGUAAACUGAUAUUGCAAUUUCAUUAAACUCUUCUUGCAUGAACUAGUAAACACUAAAAUCAUACAGAGCAUGGCAUAACAUCUGGAAAUGCCAUUGUGGGGAUUUGCUAUUGACGUCAAAACUUUGUGGGCUCCAUAUUUGUUAUGGACGCAGUACACAAAAGUCUUGUAUUACCACAUAUACCUCCUCUCUUGCUACCACAUACCAGCACAAAGAGCCAAGUCCUAGCAAAUCCAAUGCAAACAAAGGAAUCUGUGGCUAUAGAUAGAUUUACUGCUGGUGCUUCCCCAUUCAGAGCUGAAGAUUUUGUGGUUGGUCGAAGAAGCACUUGCAAAAUCCACAACCAGAAAUGGGGAGGAUAUAGCAUUAGAGCUACGGCUGCUGACAAAGGCUCCCAAGUUUACACAGGUUCUACUGCUGCACUGGUAAAGAAGAAGGUAGGCUUGCACCCACAUGAUUUUUAUAAAAAGAAAUAUGUGUGGGUAAGACCAGGGCCUAUAUGGUUAAAAUUAAAUGGGGAUACUUGUUGUAGUCAACGAAGUACUGUAACUGUGCACGAGGAAUGACUUCUGCUUGUGCAAUGGCAAGUCUACUCCCACUCCUUCCCCAAUAUGCUGUAGGCCGGGGUUCUCCCAACUCUCUAGAGUAAAUUUGGGUGAGUGCAAGGGACACACAGGAUGGAAAGGGAGAGAACAUUCUAUUACACAACUGUAAUGUCCUUCUUGGAUUCAACCCAGGACCUCCUGAGCACUUGCGGUAAAAAAUUUUUGACAGGAUUUGCACUAGGCAAUAUACUUUAAAGAUACUACUCAAACAUUUUUAGCAACAAAUAUGCACAUAGGCAAUGUUUAAACAAGGAACCAGAAAUCCAGUUGCAAUUGUUAUAGGGACAUGACUUCAAUUGCACGGAUUAUGCUAAACCAAAAGUAACAGCUUUCAAAAAUUCUCCAGGUCUUGGGGGAAAACAGGAGGAGGGAAGCAUGCAAACCAAAGGUUCCCUGUAGUUCAUGCACAUCUUGCUAAAUCAUGGUUUAUUGUGAUACGCAAACUCAGUUAGACCAGGGGUCCCCAGACUUACCGGGCUUUGGGCCGGUUCCCACCGCGCCAAUCGCGCGGCGGGCUGGAGGGCGGGGGAGUUUCCAGGUGCUUCCAGGUCGGAAAAAGCGCCGGAAAUCGUGUGUGCGCAUGCGUAUGGGCCUCCCCCGACCCGGACGUGCACCAGAAAUGACCUCUUCUGGGUCGGGAGAGGCCCAUAAGCAUGCGCACAAAGGAUUUUCAGCGCUUUUUUCCGACCUGGAAGAGCGCUGCGCGCCGUAAGAGCGGGCAGUGGCGAGCGGCGGGGGUCGUCGCGGGCCGGAUUAGGAGGCCAAUUGGGCCGCAUCCGGCCCCCGGGCCGUAGUUUGGAGCCCCUGAGUUAGACGGUCAAACAGAAUCUUAAUGUGCAUGUGUAUAUUCACCUGAUUAUAUGUAAAAGAAUGUCCAUGAAAUUGCAGCUUAUUAAACUUUAAAUAAGAGUUGUAGCAUAAAAUAAUGACAUCUGCAGAUUUAAAAAAUCACUGGAAAAAGCUCCUCAAUAAAAGCUUUUGUUCCAUUAAAAGCUGUAUCUAGUAUGUCCCAACAACUUCCACAUUUUUGAUGGUUUCAAAUUACAAAAUUGUUUCACAUGUUUAGAGUGUAUAUAAACAACUGAAAACAAACUGAAAACAAAGCUUUUAGGCCAUGUGUAUGUUCAAUAAUGGAAGUAAUAAUGCAGCUAAUAAUCUAGUUACAAAUCUGGUUAAAAUACUUUUUUUCCUAGAAAAGUUAUAUCAAUUGAAAUAUGAACAAUUUGACAUUUUACAAAGAUCAGCACCGGGGCCCAGUCUCAACCAGCUCCCCCACCCCACCCCAUACCCAGAUAUAUGUUUAUCAAAAAGUGAUUCAAUCUGACAGUAAAACGGAAAACAGUAGUGAAUUUCUACUGUAAUAAUUUGAAGGAGCAGAGACUGAAUGCUUCUCUGUUCUUAACAAAGGACUCAUUAUAUCAUCUAUUUCUAAAGCUACUGGCCCUUGAUCAUUUAAGUACUGGGUCUUUUCAGGCAUUUUAAUGGGGUAUGAAAAACAACAUCUACCAAGACAGUGAGUGAUUACUGGCACUAUCAUCCAGGCUAGGAGGGGAAAUCAAUUUUACAUCAAAGUAAAUUCAAAUUAUACAGCUUGAAAUGCAUGAAAUGUUAUUUUGUAAGUUUUCAAUUACAAGUUUUCAGAAAGCAGUUCCAGAAUUUAUUUUAGGCUGUGAUAUUUUGAUCUGUACCCAUGAAUUUAUAAAACACAUUUUUCACACAAAACAUAAGAAGCAACUUCAAAACUCACCCCUGGUAUUUGAGCAAAUAGCUGAAUGCUUUUAAGGGAAGGUAAAUCAUGUGUACAUUGUACCCCAUGAGCUGAGCUGGGUUCAUGUUUUCAUAGCCCAAUUCCCCAACAUAUCCAGGCAGGGCUUGGAAAGACCCCUGUCUGAAAACCUGAAGACCUACUGAGCCACCAUGUCAUAUCAAUUUCUAAAGUGACGUGCCAUGCAAACAAUGGGCUAACCAAUAAUUCACAUCUUGCGAUAUGGAGUAUAGAAAAAAAAGAGGCAGCCAAAGUAAUCCAGGUGCAUUCUAAAAUCAUAAUAGGAUUACUCUGGCCCAAUAAAUGCCUUACUACCUUCUGAAAACAAAGCAAAGGUAAGAUUCUUUAUUACACCAUGAAAAGGAAUAGGAUUUUUUUUUGACAAUUAUAUAAUUUGUUUGGUGGCAUGAGGGGAAGGGGGAGAAUGAAAGCACAAUAAGUGUGACUAAUUUUAGGGCUGCUGAUUUAGAAGUAUGUUUCUGUGAUAAAUGAACAAGCAGGCAUUAUUGAUAGAGAGAACAAAUAAUACUAUCUGUGGCAUUAUCUGUGAGAGAUAAUGGGGUCACAGCAAAGCCAGUUUUUAAUAUUGAAAAACUGCUGCAUUACUGUGACUUAUUGUAGCUUAUUGUAACUGUUCUGGUAGAUUUCCUAGGAAUUUAUCUCCUAUUUGUGGAUAUGAAACACUGGUGUAGACAAUAGUUCUUGCAGUCUGUAUUCUUGUCUUCCCAUGAUGUUUAAUUUUUUUAUCAAAGAUUUACAGAGAACAGUAAGCAGUAAUGAGGUCACAUCUUGAUAUAGAAAACCUCUUGGAUGAAUUUAAUUUGAAAAGGCAUACUGUAUUAGGGAAGACCAGCAAGUUAUAGUAUGAAUCAAACUGUGUUCUUAGAAACCCUGGCAUCUCAUGGAGAAGUUCCUUGCUGAGAAGAUAAAUCAUUUUGGAGAAGUUUCUUGAAAUACAACUUGUCCAUGAUUACCGAUCUAUCCCUGCAGAGCAGAGCCACAGGAAAAGUCCGCAUUAUUAUUAUUAUUAUUAUUAUUAUUAUUAUUAUUAUUAUUAUUAUUAUUAUUGACUAAUUAACUAACAGAAGGACUGCUCUGGUCUAUGGGUAUUUGCCAAAACAAUUUCUUUCCUUUAAAAAUACCUGAAGACCUCUGUAAUUCACAAGUUUCCUGUUUAAAAAAGUGAGUUCCUUGGCAGGCAAAUCAAUAUGGAAAGAGUUCCCUGAGGAUAGGAAAGUUGAAAACUUCUGUUUUUACUAAUGUAAAAACAAGCUGCCUUUAAUUCAGUUUUAGAGAUAAACUAUCAAGUGAUUUGGAGUCAAGAUUUGAGGUCAUACCCUACAAACUAGGUAUUUUGUAUACUGUCAAAGAUCCUAAUAGGAAAAUGUGGCAGUUGCUAUUUCUAGGCACAAGCAAUAACCUGGAUCAGAAGGCAAAGUUCAAGAGCACAGUAAUGCAUUAACAGAAGGUCUGCUUUGGACUGUGGGUAUCUGCCAAAACCAUUUCCUUCCUUUAAAAUUAAAAUUCUGAUCAGCCUUCGUGUCAUUGGCAAAAAUAUAGGACUUCAUCUACAUCCUGAAUGCACCUUUUAUUUGGUCCAACAAAUGGAGUACAAGACACUGUUUGCUAGUAUACUGUAAAAGCUUUCAGACAGAAGUAAAUGCUCUAUUCAUACAAGCAGAAACUACUUGCACACACACACAGACACACACACACACAUACAUAUACAUGGACCCAGGUGGCGCUGUGGGUUAAACCAGUGUCUCGGGGCUUGCUGAUCAGAAGGUCGGCGGUUCGAAUCCCUGCAACAGGGUGAGCUCCCGUUGCUCGGUCCCAGCUCCUGCCCACCUAGCAGUUCGAAAGCACAUCAAAGUGCAAGUAGAUAAAUAGGUACCGCUCCGGCGGGAAGGUAAAUGCCGUUUCCGUGUGCUGCUCUGGUUCGCCAGAAGCAGCUUUGUCAUGCUGGCCACAUGACCCGGAAGCUGUCCCCUCGGCCUAUAGAGCGAGAUGAGCGCCGCAACCCCAGAGUCGGACACGACUGGAUCUGAUGGUCAGGGGCCCUUUUACCCCCCCUCUCUCUAUAUAUAUGCACACACACACACAUACAUACACACUGUAUAAUCCUUCAUCAGAAUUUAAAUAGUCAUGAUCCUGUUUUUUAAAAAAACUUUAACGAACAAACUGUUUUUAGGGGUGGUAUAAAGAUAAUGUUGGCUCUCUCUUCACUGUGAUUAAGAGAUCAGAACCAAGAUAGAGGAUUAUAUGCUCUCUGCCAACAGUCACUCUCACCUUAACUGGGGGAAAGGCUGUAGCUCCGUGGUAGAGCAUAUGCCUUGCAUGAACAUCCUAGGUUCCAGCCUGAAACCCUCAAGAGCUGCUCCCAGUCGUGGUGGACAAUACUGAGCAUGAUGGACAAGUGGCCUGACUCAGCAUAAGGCAGUUUCCUAUGUUCUUAAAUAGACUUAUGCAUUUUGGACUUUAACAACAACAACAACUGUUUUUAAUAUUCAGUUGGAAGCCGCCCAGAGUGGCUGCAGAAACCCAGCCAGAUGGGCGGAGUAUAAAUAAUAAUUUGUUGUUGUUGUUGUUGUUGUUGUUGUUGUUGUUGUUGUUGUUGUUGUUGUUACAACAACAACAACAUUCCUGUUUAAGUUGUGUUUUCAGAACCUUGUUAAACAUGUACCCUGGUUUGCCUUACCUUAACUGGGGUUAAUGUAGGUGUUGAUGUAAUGCAUAAUCACAGUUAAUAUGGGAUGGAUAAAUUUCCUCUGGAGAAGGAAAUGGUUAAGUAAUUACAAAAGGUAUUCAGGAAUACACUUAAACUUGGUGUGCCUAUAGAGCACCUGCACAUGUUAGCAUAGUAAAGGCCUUUUUAAAGGUGCAUGCGAAUAUUGCAGGCAACGCUUGGUCAGUUCUUUUCCAGUUUUCUCUAACUGGCCAUCUAGCAAGACCACUUGUCUUCAGAGUUGUACAGCUGUACCUUGGUUGACAAACGCCUUAGCAGUUGAAUGUUUUGGCUCCUAAAUGCUGCAAACCCAGAAGUGAGUGUUCCAGUUUGCAAACCUUCUUUUGGAAGCCAAAUGUCUGGUGGGGCUUCCACAGCUUCCGAUUGGCUGCAGGAAGCUCCUGCAGCCAAUGGGAAGCCGCGCCUUGGAAGUUGAAUGUUUUGGAAGUCAAACAGACUUCCGGAACGGAUUCUGCUCAGCAUCCAAGGUACGACUGUAAUCACAUACACCUCAUAUUUUAAAUACCCUUUCUCUUUUAACCAUUUGGUGGAGGAACUCUCAACUGUCAUGAAAUAAAACUGAAAAAUGAAAAUACUUACUGCUGUAUUUUGUAAUUAUAUUAAUGUAAGCAGAUGACACAGUCCAAACAUGCAUUCAUAACAUGACCUGUCUUGUCUAAAAUUGAUGAAGAAAGUUAAUAUAUUCAUCAAAGUAAUGCGUAUUUUUGAGAUGAACUAAUUCUAAUAGAUCUUGUGGAGAACUUUCCUACAGUAAGGAGACCAAAUCUGGAAUCCAAAACCAGUUCUGGCCAAUGUGUGUUCACUAUAGCAGUACCCUCACAAACAAAUUAAACUACCAUAAGCACAUUUAAAAUGAGUUACUGACUACUAUGAGAGCAAAUCUGUAAUCCCUAACAAAUUUAUAUGAUGAUUUACUUACUUGAAAAUAAAUCCCUUUGGUUGCCGAUCAGAAGGUCGGUGGUUCGAAUCCCCGCAACGGGGUGAGCUCCCAUUGCUUGGUCCCUGCUCCUGGCAACCUAGCAGUUCGAAAGCACGAAGUGCAAGUAGAUAAAUAGGUACCACUCCGGCAGGAGGGUAAAUGGCAUUUCCAUGUGCUGCUCUGGUUCGCCAGAAGUGGCUUAGUCAUGCUGGCCACAUGACCCAGAAGCUGUACGCCGGCUCCCUCGUCCAGUAAAGCGAGAUGAGCGCCACAACCCCAGUGUCGUCCGUGACUGGACCUAAUCGUCAGGGGUCCCUUUACCUUUACCUUUUUACCACAUGACGUUAGCUCUUGAAGGUAUAAAAUAAAAGUGCAUAAUAAGUUUCUGUAUCUGCUGCACUCUUGAAAUAACUUUGCUGAAGUGACAGUCCAGGGUUUUUUAAUUCACACAGGGAGCAAAUUAUAGUUGCCUUUGUCUAGUCCUUUUCUCUUUGCAGAAUUUACCAAGUAUAACAUAUUUUAACUGGUUGCCAAGAAGAACUGAAUAAAAUAAUUAAUUCUCCUUGGUGGCAAACAAUUUAUAAGAAGCUGAUUACAAGGGGUGGGGGAAUACCAAGCUUGAGUGAAACUGUGUGUGGUGCAAUCAAAAUGAACUUCAUUUGCAGUUUCUUAAAUCCAAGACAGGUUUCCUCUCUGUCUGCUACAAGGGAUUGCAACAGGAAAACAGACUAGAAGGUUAAGAAAUUUCCUGCCUAUUGCUGUGCUGGGUGUGUCCUCUCCCUUAGAUUUUCUGCUUUAGGUUUUAUAUAUAUUUUACCUUGACAAGUAAACUAUUAGGACAGGUUUGCAUAUAGCAUUACCUAGAGAGGAAAAGACAGUAGAUCUGCUUGAACUCUACACACUUCUAGGAUCACCACACUCACAGCCAAGUGAACCACCAAAUCCAGAGCUUUCCAAACCGUGUGUCGCGACACAUGUGUCAGCUGCAGUGUCUAGGUCUGUCACACAAAUUCUCCCUACGCUCCUGCUGGGGUGGGAAAAGGUUAGUUUAACCUCCAGUUUGCUAGUAAAACUGAAUUUCUGUGUCACGAAAUGAUGCAUGUCUAAAAACAGUGUGUCACCAACAAGAAAAGUUUUGAAAGCUCUGACCUAAUCUAAGCUUCACGUAUAAACUUUAUGGCCAGCUUGCUUUCCGCAUACAAAAGGUUGGAAGCCUUCCACUUCCCCUAUACUAGAGUUCCCACUUACUUUCCAAGGCUUCCCUAUUGCUCACAUGUGUAUUGCAAGACAAAAUAAUUUUGCAGAAGACAUCAUCCAAACACAAUUAUGGUGCCUGAAACUCCUCUUAUCUCCUUCCCACAACCCAUGUUCUGGAAGACGAAACCACUUUCUCUAAAUUGUCUCUACUUAAACCUUGACUUUUAAUGAGAAACAUUGCCACAGCAGCUACAUAUUCAUAUUCAUUCUCAUCUGUCUGUCUGUCUCUAUCUCUCAGAUUUAAAGAGCCACAGUCCCCCUUUAAAGACAGAAGGGAGAGAAAAAGAGCAGGUGGGGUGGUCAUUCUGAGAGCACGCUCUCUAUUUCUCUUAAUAGAAAGACUGGCAAGAGUGGCCUCACCUACACAGGUGAAAGAGAAUUGGCAACAGUUCAAAGCCCACAAUACCCAACCAAUAGCAGUAAAAUAUCAAGAGGCAAAAGAAUGUACAAAAGCCACUUACUAGGACAUUAAAAAGCAGACAAAACAGAAGAGAUUCCACCCACUACUCUUAUCUCAGUCUCCAAGGUAUCUACAAACAAAAGACCAUGCACUUUCCCCUUUUUUAAACAAAAGGUUGAUGGGUAAUCACAGCAAUAGACUUAUUUCAGACAACUUUGCCAAGCCUUGAGACUAUCAGAAAAGCCCUUUAACUUUCCAGCACUGGUGUUACCCUCUCCCAAAGACUGUAUCUGGAGCAGAGCUCUUACUGAUGACAGGUAGGGGAAAAGGAGAAAGUAGAUGUGUUUCUGAGAUAUGCAAAGCAGCUCAGCCCCUCCUGAGAUACAAGCUAUGAAAGCCUUUAAAGGUACUAAAAUAACACCUUGGCUUAAGUCUGGAAAUUCUCUGGCACAGUCUGCACAUAAUGGCAAACCACAGUUAAUUGUUUAGCUUGGAAUGGGGAGACUGAUCCUCCUUGUAAAACUGUAGGUGAAAAACAAAGUAGAAUAAAUCAGUUGUGAUUCCUGGGUUAGCUUAUGUCUGAAUUGUCAUGGUUUGUUUUGCUCAAACCAUGGCUGGUAAGCCCAAAACAAACUUUGCUUGGCUUUAUAUUAUGUUUUGCAUGGAGCAAAGCAAACCAUCACCCCUGGUUCCGACAUAAUGCUGAGUCUCGGGUUGUGGUUUGCUGCUCCCACCCACACUGGGGAGGAGUAAAAAGGGAGCUAACUCUAUUCACCAUGGCUUACCAUGGCAUGCAAACAGGGAUGGGUGAAUCUUUCGAUUUUGGUUUCACAGUUUCUCAUAUUUCCAAUCUUCAGUUUUCCAUAUGCUUGUGUCAUUGUUUUUAAUAAAGUUAUCAUGAAAAUUCAUUGCCAUUGUAGUGCAAAUUCUCCUAAUAUAUACAUUUUUGUAUGCAGUUUUGACUAAUAUACAAAAUUCUGCAAAGCAAAUUUCAGUAAUAUAAUGCAAUUUUUCUGUUAUUUUCACCAACGUAUGCAUUUUUAUGCACAGUUUACCUUAGUGUGUGCAUUUUUUAACUUAUUUGUGUGGAGAACUGUACUGCAAAAUUCAGAGAAGUGUGUUUUGGUUUGCAUAGCACAGGCACCCCCAAACUGCAGCCCUCCAGAUGUUUUGGCCUACAACUUCCAUGAUCCCUAGCUAAGAGGACCAGUGGUCGGGGAAGAUGGGCAUUGUAGUCCAAAACAUCUGGAGGGCCAAAGUUUGAGGAUGCCUGGCAUAGCAUUUUAGAAAGUGUGAAUUACGCAUAUUCUCCUUUAAAUGUGAACUGAAGUGAAUUCUUCUCUCAUCCAUAAAUGCAAAUGCUGUCACUGGGCAAGAAGCUAUGCAACAACUGUUUCCAGACUGUUUUUAAGGACAGCCCCAUAUAAAAGUGCAUUGUAGUAAUAAGAGAUAAAGGUGCAGCUAGGCAAGUGACCCUCUAUAUAAAGCAGCACAGAAUUGCACAAGGAAUGCAGAGAAGUGCAGCUGCACACUGAGCAGCCACUGCUGCUUCUGAACACAUCUGCCAUAACACCACUGACCUAUAAGUGAACUUUCAUAGGUCUGCUACUCAAGAUUAGAAAUGCAAAUAUGUCCUUAAGUACCAGAGAUAGAGGCACUUAGAUCUCCAACUAUUUAGCACACAUCCAAGUCAAUGGAAUGUCCCCCAAAAAGAUAAAAGUAUCUUAUCAGCCUUUACUCUAAUAAAACCAGAGAUUGCUUUACAUUCUUAAGACUACAAAAAAGGUUAAGGAAAGGAAAAUCCUGUUUUAAGACCUGUGAAGAAACAUGGCAUUGCUCAAUUGCUGAGCAAUACUCAUAUCUAAACUCCAGGCAGCAUGAUGCGUUUUUCUUCUGAUAUGCACUUGCAAUCGCUACUGAAAUGGACUCAAAUUGUGCACAUGCACUACGUUAUAAUACAGACCACUAAUGAAUUUUAAACCAUUACAAGAGCCAUUUAUAAGAUCACCCAAGCUGCUCAGAUAGCUUUCAGCUCAGCUGAUGUGUGCCUUUGUGGUUUUGUAAAAUUCUAAUGUGGAAUGUAUUCCUGCAGACAUUUACUCAGAUGUAACUGAAUUUACAUCGCACUUAUACUAUUGAAUAGUACGUGUAAAAGCCACAUCAACAGGAAAUUUUACAUAUCUGGGAACAUUCUCUAUGCUGUAUCAAAGAAAAUUGCAAUGCUCCACUGUAAAAAUCAGAGAAGCAAAUGCUACCACUUUUGUAUUUUCUUGGCUCAUAAAAAAUAGCAAAGAUAAGCUUUUGCAAGACCAAUGCAAUUUAUGGUGUAGCUGAAAAGGCAUAGGAGAUAAAAAUUUGCCUUGAGCUACAUCUGAAAGCUAUGUACGUAAAGAAAUGUGAGGGCUCACUUAGAAAAGCACAAACAAAACAGAGUUUUAUAACAACCUAAAAGACUAGUAAAUACAUUGGCAAUUUAAAGCCCAGCAGACAUACACACAGGUACAGAGGAGAGAAACUGAAACUAGUGGGGCCAAAAGAUCAUGAAAUGGGGUAACCAUGGUUGUCCAUAUCAGAAUGGCAUCGCUCUCUGGAGCACCUAGGCAGGUGACUCAGAGAACAGAAAUUCAUGGCAAAAACAUUUCAAUUUUCUUCAGAGGCUCCCUGAAUGCAUGAAUAAUUCUGAUCCCACAGAGCAGUAAUACUCCUAGACUAGGCUUCCUGACUAUCGGGUGACUAUCAUAUCUACUACUGUGGGCAAGAAUCCCGUAAAAGAAAUGGAGUGGCCCUUAUAGUCAACAAAAGAGUGGCAAAAGCUGUAAUGGGAUGCAAUCUCAAAAAUGACAGAAUGAUCUCGAUACGAAUCCAAGGCAGACGUUUUAACAUCACAGUAAUCCAAGUUUAUGCACCAACUACCGGUGCUGAAGAAAGUGAAAUUGACCAGUUCUAUGAAGACUUACAACACCUUCUAGAAAUGACACCAAAGAAGGAUGUUCUUCUCAUUACAGGGGAUUGGAAUGCUAAAGUAGGGAAUCAAGAGAUAAAAGGAACAACUGGCAAGUUUGGCCUUGGAGUUCAAAAUGAAGCAGGGCAAAGGCUAAUAGAGUUCUGUCAAGAGAACAAGCUGGUCAUCACAAACACUCUUUUCCAACAACACAAGAGACGACUCUACACAUGGAUAUCACCAAAUGGGCAGCAUCGGAAUCAGAUUGAUUAUAUUCUCUGCAGCCAAAGAUGGAGAAGCUCUAUACAGUCAGCAAAAACAAGACCUGGAGCUGACUGUAACUCAGAUCAUCAGCUUCUUAUAGCAAAAUUCCAGCUUAAACUGAAGAAAGUAGGAAAAACCACUGGGCCAGUAAGAUACAAUCUAAAUCAAAUCCCUUAUGAAUACACAGUGGAAGUGAGGAACAGGUUUAAGGAUUUAGAUUUGGUGGACAGAAUGCCUGAAGAACUAUGGAUGGAGGCUCGUAACAUUAUACAGGAGGCAGCAACGAAAACCAUCCCAAGGAAAAGGAAAUGCAAGAAAGCAAAAUGGCUGUCCAACGAGGCCUUACAAAUAGCGGAGGAGAGGAGGCAAGCAAAAAUGCAAGGGAGAUAGGGAAAGAUACAGGAAACUGAAUGCAGAUUUCCAAAAAAUAGCAAGGAGAGACAAGAGGGUCUUCUUAAAUGAGCAAUGCAAAGAAAUAGAGGAAAACAAUAGAAUGGGGAAAACCAGAGAUCUGUUCAAGAAAAUUGGAGAUAUGAAAGGAACAUUUCGUACAAAGAUUACCAUAAUAAAGGACAAAAGUGGUAAGGACCUAACAGAAGCAGAAGACAUCAAGAAGAGGUGGCAAGAAUACACAGAGGAAUUAUACCAGAAAGAUAUGGAGGUCUCGUACACCUCAGGUAGUGUGGUUGCUGACCUUGAGCCAGACAUCUUGGAGAGUGAAGUCAAAUGGGCCUUAGAAAGCAUUGCUAAUAACAAGGCCAGUGGAAGUGAUGAUAUUCCAGCUGAACUAUUUAAAAUUUUAAAAGAUGAUGCUGUUAAGGUGCUACACCCAAUAUGCCAGCAAGUUUGGAAAACUCAGCAGUGGCCAGAGGAUUGGAGAAGAUCAGUCUACAUCCCAAUUCCAAAGAAGGGCAGUGCCAAAGAAUGCUCCAACUUCCGCACAAUUGCCCUCAUUUCACACGCUAGCAAGGUUAUGCUUAAAAUUCUACAAGGCAGGCUUAGGCAGUAUGUGGACACAGAACUCCCAGAAGUGCAAGCUGGAUUUCGAAGGGGCAGAGGAACCAGAGACCAAAUAGCAAACAUGCGCUGGAUUAUGGAGAAAGCUAGAGAGUUCCAGAAAAACGUCUACUUCUGCUUCAUUGACUAUGCAAAAGCCUUUGACUGUGUCGACCACAGCAAACUAUGGCAAGUUCUUAAAGAAAUGGGAGUGCCUGAUCACCUCAUCUGUCUCCUGAGAAAUCUCUAUGUGGGACAAGAAGCUACAGUUAGAACUGGAUAUGGAACAACUGAUUGGUUCAAAAUUGGGAAAGGAGUACGACAAGGUUGUAUAUUGUCUCCCUGCUUAUUUAACUUAUAUGCAGAAUUCAUCAUGCGAAAGGCUGGACUAGAUGAAUCCCAAGCCGGAAUUAAGAUUGCCGGAAGAAAUAUCAACAACCUCAGAUAUGCAGAUGACACAACCUUGAUGGCAGAAAGUGAGGAGGAAUUAAAGAACCUUUUAAUGAGGGUGAAAGAGGAGAGCGCAAAAUAUGGUCUGAAGCUCAACAUCAAAAAAACCAAGAUCAUGGCCACUGGUCCCAUCACCUCCUGGCAAAUAGAAGGGGAAGAAAUGGAGGCAGUGAGAGAUUUUACUUUCUUGGGCUCCUUGAUCACUGCAGAUGGUGAGAGCAGUCACGAAAUUAAAAGACGCCUGCUUCUUGGGAGAAAAGCAAUGACAAACCUAGACAGCAUCUUAAAAAGCAGAGACAUCACCUUGCCUACAAAGGUCCGUAUAGUUAAAGCUAUGGUUUUCCCAGUAGUGAUGUAUGGAAGUGAGAGCUGGACCAUAAAGAAGUCUGAUCGCCGAAGAAUUGAUGCUUUUGAAUUAUGGUGCUGGAGGAGACUCUUGAGAAUCCCAUGGACUGCAAGAAGAUCAAAUCUUUCCAUUCUUAAGGAAAUCAGCCCUGAGUGCUCACUGGAAGGACAGAUCGUGAAGCUGAGGCUCCAAUACUUUGGACACCUCAUGAGAAGAGAAGAAUCCUUGGAAAAGACCUUGAUGUUGGGAAAGAUUGAGGGCACUAGGAGAAGGGGGCGACAGAAGACGAGAUGGUUGGACAGUGUUCUCGAAGCUACGAACAUGAGUUUGACCAAACUGCGGGAGGCAGUGGAAGACAGGAGUGCCUGGCGUGCUAUGGUCCAUGGGGUCACGAAGAGUCGGACACGACUAAACGACUAAACAACAACAACAACAACAACAAGGCUUCCUGAGGACCAGUCAUACUGUCCCAACAACUUCUGCAGAACUCAGUGACCAAGUGUUCCAUCUGCAGAGCAAGAAACUCUAUUAGUAAUGUUUAGUAAACAUGUGAACAGAUGCCAAAGAUGCAACAAUAUACAUAUCUAGGCUGAAACCUGGUGUAUUACUUAAAACUGAAGUAAUCUAAAAGCUUUCUCUAAAUGCGCACAAAGCAGAGUAGACAUUGCAGGACUUUGGACUAGAUGAUCCCUACCAACUCUGCAAUCCUGUGGUCCUGUACUUGAGAAUUGUGUAUAAUGUGCCCCUUCUCAAAGGCACCAAAGAUCUCCUAGGUGGAGGCAGCCCUGUUAACAGGGUUGGAAAGUUCUUGCUUUCUUAUUGGUUUAUUUUCGUUCUUGUUUUUAUUAUGUUUUGUUUUUGUAUUUUUAUGUUGUGAACCACAAUGAGAUCUAUAGAUGAAGGGUGAUAUACAAAUAAAAUAAAUAAAUAAAUCCAUGAUUCUAUACUGGGAAACAAACUCACAGUAACGCCAAAUCAAAAUCUAUCAAAGCUGUAGUUUUUAGACCUGCAGAACAGAAACCUAUAAACAAUGUUGUAACUGUUUCACCUGUAAUGUCAUCACAGGUCAUUUCUUAUGAUAAGAUUCAUGAUUUGAUUUGAUUUUUAGAUUUGUACAGCAGUUUGUAUAUGAAAAUUCAAUCAAACCACAAAAGGCUGCUUAUCUAAGGAAAUUAAUUUUUGCACCCGUUAGACAUGUUUACUCAGCUUCAUUUCAACUUAUGCCCACAGAAUAUUGGACUGAUAAAUUCUUUAAUAGGCCAACCAAUGACCAUCUUUGUGUGUGUAAAUCAGGCCAGAACAAAGACACUGCACAGCAUAUCCUGUAUAGCUAGGGAUAAUAAUAAUAAUAAUAAUAAUAAUAAUAAUACUACUACUACUAAUAAUAAUAAUAAUAAUAAUUUAUUUACCCGCCACCCAUCUGGCCGGGUUCCCCCAGCCACUCUGGGUGGCUUCCAACAAAAUAUUAAAAUACAGAAAUCCAUCAAACAUUAAAAGCUUCCCUAAACAGGGCUGCCUUGAGAUGCCUUCUAAAGGUCUGGUAAUUGUUGUUCUCUUUGACCUCUGGUGGGAGGGCAUUCCACAGGGUGGGAUAUAUUUCUUUAUUCAAUACAGAAUUUUCUGGAAGGUUAAUCAGAUUAUUUCAAAAUUAGAUAGUUACUGGUUGAUGCAGACAGCUUUGUUACCUAUAAGGUCCCAUUAUAUGUGCUAGCAGCAAGAAAAAUCACAGGAUGCUUUUUUGACCUAAAACAGUAUACAGUAAGCUCCUAAGAGGAGUCCUUCUUUUCAUCUAAAUGAUUUGAGGAACUUUUUGAUUAUAAGCUUUAAUAAUUUGAAAUUCUGAUAAUGUAUUGUUGCAUGCCACCCCAGUCUCUGAGUGGUGUGAGACUCCAGGGGUUCUAGGCACAUACCCAGGAUUUGUGUUUCCUUUUGGAACGAGGCCCAGUGGAGACUGUGGUGUCUUUAGGAUACAGUGGAACCUAAGUUGUUAAAUGUCUCUGUUGACGCACGUUUCGGCUUUCAAACAUCAAAAACCCAGAAGUACUUGCUUCGGUUUUCGAAUGAUUUUUGGAAGCCGAACAUGCCUCACGGCUUCCGUUUUGAGUUUCCCUAUUGUAUUGAGGCUUCCGCUUUCAGUUUUUUGUUUUCGGAAGUCAAACGGUCUUCCGGAAUGGAUUACAUUCGAAAACAGAGGUUUCCCUGUAUAUGGUCUAUUUACACACUUAUGCAACUUGAGCCUGUGAUGGAGGUGUUCACAGCAAAAUCACCCCCAAAAGAGUUUUGUUUAUUCCAUAGGUGCAGCCUUGGAUUCAAACAGAAAUCAAACCUUGCUUUCAAAAAUUGCUCUGACUCCCUCCCCAACUUGCU
Messenger RNA from Zootoca vivipara (common lizard), 19226 nucleotides. The record is from RefSeq and is a predicted model, not a curated record. Lineage: Eukaryota; Metazoa; Chordata; Lepidosauria; Squamata; Lacertidae.